AUUAUUGUUUUAAUUGAUUUUAACUUUAAAUUUGUACUGUGAAAUUAUAUUGUAAUUAUUGUGAUGUUUCAAAUACUAAUUAAUAGCGAAUUUCUUGAUAUUUUAGUUUGGUUUUUCUUUGCCAUUGUUGUCCCGGCCUACUACCUUGAGCCUCCCCCAGAUUGCGCCAAAGGGCAUUACAAUCGUCGGGUUAAUAUACCACAACACAAAACACAACAAAUCACAACACAAUAUAUGGUAGAGGACUAUGUUCAACAAUAGCAAAAAACCACUCAAACAAGGUAAAACACCAGCUAAUUACCAUCAGGAAAUUCAAUGCGAUAUUGAAUCAGCCUUCGACAAUUUAGAUCUUUUCACAAAAAAACCAGACAACGUUAUAAGCUUCAAACCGGAUCACCCACCAUCGUAUCCAGUUGAUGAUAACGACACCACUAUACCAUACGUUGAAGACCAGCCUUUCUUUCAAUCAUCGCCUAUUCAUUCUAACAACUUUCUUUCGUCGUGGACAGGACAACCCACUUUGCCAUCCAGUAUCACUCCAUUAAGACCAUCAAUUGUACGCCGGCCAUCUAUUCCAUCAACACUUGCUAAAAAACCGGCACCUACCUCAAAUUUACUUCAAACGCCACAACAUUUUUCAUCAUUGUAUCCUACUCUACCAAUUUUAGCUACAACAUCCACAACAUCACAAAUUCCUUCAACAGUAACUGCUACAACAUCCACAACAGUUCCAGUAACUACAGCUGCAGGACCAGGGACAGUAGCAUUAACAUUAGCAGGACCAGGACCAGGAGCAGUAGCAGUAGCAGGACCAGGACCAGGACCAGGACCAGGACCAGGAACAGGAGCAGUAGCGGGACCAGCAUCAGCAGCAACAGCCCAUUUCCAAGGUAGGACAACACAACCUCCUACCAACAUUUAUAAUAUGUCAUCAAUUUUGAAAAUUGAAAAAUUUAAAGGUGACACUACUCAAAAUCCGGAAACUUGGUUAACCAAUUUUAAUCAAUAUUGUAGUUUUUACGAUUUGUCAAAGAAAAAGAGUGCAGAGUCAUUUCCUUUUCAUUUAGAAGGCCACGCCAAAAUUUGGUAUGAUACAGUGGCCGAUUCAAAAAAACAUCAUUUUGAUUUUUUGAUCGCUGCUUUCAGAGAUCGUUUUAAAGAUAAACAACAUCUUUUGGACAUAACAAUUUUACAAACCCAUCAAGGAAGAAAUGAGUCUGUACUAGAUUUCUUAUCUAGGUUGUUAAAAUUAGCUACUAAUAGAAAUAUAUCUGAUGAUAUAUUGCUAGCCGUAGCAAUGAAUGGUUUAAGGGCUGAUUUAAAAACAAUAGUCAUGACGAAGGAACCUAAAAAUAUUGAAGAAUUUAGGCAUGCUGCAAAUUUGGCAGAAAAAGCUAUUGAUUCAAAUGUAAAUUCUGUAAAUUCUAUGAAUCAAACUGUUUUAAACGAAAUUCAUUCGCUAAAGGAACAUAUACAAUCUAUUAAUGUAAAUAGUACAACUCCAGAUACUCCCCAACAUCAAUCUUAUCAACCUCCUCAAAAUUCCGUUUAUGUACAACAGCCAGUUUAUCAUACCCCAAGAACGCCAUAUCAUACUGGGUAUCCAUCAAAUAGGUAUAAGGCUCCACAAAAUCAACAACCACGUCAAAAUUUCAAUAGGAUGCCUCCACACUAUCCCGUUAAUCAAAAUUUUCGACAACCAUUUAGAUUUCAAAAUCAAUCACAAACAUCAUCUCGUAGAUGUUUAUAUUGCAAUAGGUUUUCUCAUGAUAGAAACCAAUGUCCCGCCAGAAAUGCAACUUGCCAACUUUGUAACAAAAUGGGACAUUUUGCAACAGCCUGUCUAUCUACCAGAAGAAUGCAACCACAAUAGCAAUUCAAGCCUGUUCGAAUUUCU
Messenger RNA from Mytilus trossulus (common blue mussel), 1897 nucleotides. RefSeq lists its product as uncharacterized. The record is from RefSeq and is a predicted model, not a curated record. NCBI's taxonomy places the organism in Eukaryota, Metazoa, Mollusca, Bivalvia, Mytilida, Mytilidae. The transcript has a single exon. The coding region runs from base 248 to 1873 and encodes 541 amino acids. Gene Ontology annotation, molecular function: nucleic acid binding; zinc ion binding.